Molecule: messenger RNA, 921 nt
Organism: Cladophialophora bantiana CBS 173.52
Lineage: Eukaryota; Fungi; Ascomycota; Eurotiomycetes; Chaetothyriales; Herpotrichiellaceae
Exons: 4
Coding region: 1-921 (306 amino acids)
Source: RefSeq, a predicted model, not a curated record
AUGAUCAAAGUCGCAAUCGUUGGCACCAACGGGUUGGCUCAGUACAUUGCCAACAGUAUCGCGACACAGACCUCUCAUCAGUUCAUCAUCCUGUCUCGAAGACCUAGUCCAGGUUUGACAGCAAGAGGAUGGCAGGUGCUCCAAGUUGAUUACUCAAACCCUGCAGACCUCAAGUUCAAACUGGCCGGUGUCGACACUGUCAUCUCAACAGUCAGCGGCAAUGCUCAACUUGCUCUGAUCGAUGCAGCAGCGGCAGCCCACGUACGUCGCUUUGUACCCUCCGAGUUUGGUGGGCCUCCUUCUCUGCGUCCACAGAACGAUCUUCUUGACAACGGCCGUCGUGCAGCCAUUCUUCGGCUUCAUCAACAUGAACCUUCGGGCAUGCGGUUCACAGUCUUCACUUGCGGCGUCCUCUACGAGAGAUUCGCUCCAGGAGGCAUGGCGGCCUCACAGAUCGGUCUGCGAAGUAACAUCGGGCAGGAAGGGGACUAUCUGAUGGACUUCCGUCGAAGGCGGGCACAGGUCCCUUAUCUCAACAGCGCCGGACAGCCUGCUACAAUUUGCAUGACAUCGGCUGCUGAUGUCGCGAGGUUCGUGGUCGCCGCCCUGGACUUGCCUUCGUGGCCGAGAGAAUUCCGCCUGCGAGGCGAGCGACUGUCGGUACGAGAUGUAGUGGCCAUCGCUGAGGAAAUCCAAGGCCGGCCAUUUGAAAUCUCGGGCCAUACGAGGAGCUCGUUACAAGACGCAUUAACCUACGCCCGGGCCGUAGGAGACCAUGCGCGAGAGACUCGGGUUCAUCAUUUGAUCGCCACGGCCGAAGGGCGCUAUGAUUUUGUCAAUACCAACCUCAACCAGCUGGUGGGAGUCCGGCCAGAGAGCUUCCGCGACUGGCUUGUGCGUGUGUGGUCGUCAGCCACCUGA